GUUCCUGUGCCGGAUGGUAUGUAGAUCAGCGGAGCUGCAGCAUGUAAGCGAGUGUCAGUUUCUGUUUUGAAGGAGCGCGGAGUGUCAGAGAGAAGCUGAACUAGCCGGUUAAAACAGAGGUGACUGGAUUUGCCAUGGCACCACUCAUCAAAACGAAACAAACAGAAAAAAUAAUCAACGGAAUAUCAACUCAAGUUGUUUGCACGGAAUUCAGCAACUACAUCUUCAUAGUUCUUACGCAGUAUGGGAAGAUCGGGACGCUUGUGUCUGUAACCCCUGACACCAGAUGCAGUGAUGUCAGCGCCCCUGUGAUAACUACGAAAGUGCUUCUGGGAAAGGAUGAGGCUCUCACACAUGUCUAUGCAAAAAACGUUGCAACAUUUGUUUGUCAGGAAGCAGGAAACCGUCCCGUUCUUCUGGGACUGUCGCUGAAAGACUGCACUGCUGAAAACCUGAAGACUCUGAAGGAAAUGAUCAAAAGCUGCCAAGUGUGGUGACCAAACGGACUGCUUAGAAAUGUUAGAAAGACUGCUUUUUUAUUUUUAUACAAAACUGUCUUGUCUGUUUUAUUUUUUAUUUUUUGUAAUUCAUGUUUUACAUCUUUUUGACAUAACCCACGUCUUUACUCCAGACUCCUGAGUGUACACAGUUUGGAUAUUUCCCUCCAGGCAAAUGAUGAAAGCAUGGCUGCUGCUGGAUAUGAGAACGGUGUGGACUGUAGUGAAGAUGUAGUAGGACCAGGAUCACCACCGUAAUACUGAAUGCAUUCACAACUGUCAGUUUCUCACUGUUUUAUUAAAGCUGUUUAUUUACAGA
This is a messenger RNA of Astyanax mexicanus (Mexican tetra), 816 nucleotides long. RefSeq names its product proteasome (prosome, macropain) assembly chaperone 3 (gene psmg3). Gene Ontology annotation, biological process: proteasome assembly. The coding region runs from base 135 to 497 and encodes 120 amino acids. The transcript has 3 exons. Lineage: Eukaryota; Metazoa; Chordata; Actinopteri; Characiformes; Acestrorhamphidae. The record is from RefSeq and is a predicted model, not a curated record.